This is a messenger RNA of Cyphellophora europaea CBS 101466, 1167 nucleotides long. RefSeq lists its product as uncharacterized. The transcript has a single exon. NCBI's taxonomy places the organism in Eukaryota, Fungi, Ascomycota, Eurotiomycetes, Chaetothyriales, Cyphellophoraceae. Bases 1 to 1167 code for a protein of 388 amino acids. The record is from RefSeq and is a predicted model, not a curated record.
AUGGCCCCACGCUUCCUGCCCGCGAUAGCAACACAAUCCCUCGGCCGCGCGCCCCACCACCCCAUCGCCACGAAACUCGCCCUCAUCGCCUCCGCCGGCUUCCACGCGGUCGAGCUCUUCAUGGAAGACCUGGAGCACCUCGCCCACCAGCUGCGCAGUACCAGCACCAGACCGCAUCUAACGCACGACGCCGCCCUCCUCGCCGCCGCAACCCACAUCUCCGACCUCUGCGCCCACCACAGCCUCCACAUCCUCUGCCUCCAGCCCUUCGCCAACUACGAAGGCCUCCUCUCCCCCUCCGCCCACGCCUCCCGUCUGCGCGACCUGCGCCUGUGGUUCCGCCUCGCGCGCGCCCUGCGCACCGACCUGAUCCAGAUCCCCAGCUCGUAUCUACCGGCGGACCAAUGCACGGGCGAGCGCAGCCGGGUGGUCGCCGACCUGCGCGAGGCGGCGGAUCUGGGGUUGCAGUGCGAGCCGCCCGUGAGGUUCGCGUACGAGGCGUUGGCGUGGGGGACGCAUGCGGAUCGGUGGGAGCAGGUGUGGGAGGUGGUGGAGGAGGUGGAUCGGGUGAAUUUCGGGUGUUGUUUGGAUACGUUUAAUUUGCUGGGGAGGGAGUGGGCGGAUCCGGCCAGGGGGGACGGGCUGGUGCCAGGGGCGGAGGGGAGGUUGGAGGUCGUGCUGCAGAGGCUGCGGACGAGGCUGGAUCCGAGGAAAGUUUUCUAUAUUGAGGCCGUUGAUGGGGAGAGGUUGGAUGAGCCCUUGGUCGAGGGGCAUCCGUUCUAUCACGAGGAUCAGCCGGCGAGGAUGUCGUGGUCGAGGAACGCGAGGCUGUUUCCGUGCGAGGAGAAGGGGUAUUUGCCCGUGGUGCAGACGCUGCAGGCUAUUGUCGAUGCGGGUUACGAGGGAUACGUCAGUUUCGAGUUCUUCUCCAGAACCGCGCACGAGCAGGGGGACCAUGUGCCGAGAGAGCAUGCGGAGAGGGCGCGGAGGAGUUGGCACCGCAUGUGCGAAGAGAUGGGGUGGGAGGAUUGCAUGAAAGCGAGAAACAUCGAUGCGCCCGUGCCUUCUCUUGCCCAAGACAUCGGCGUGCUGUCACCACCGCCCCCUCCGUCGGCGCCGGCGUUGGCACACCAGCAUUCCAUGUCGGCGGCGCUGCAGGCACACUGA